ACUUGUACACACGCCCGCAGAGUCAGGAGGGUCUCGCUUCUCUGGCGCUGGCAGCUGCAGUGCACCCCAGGCCGGUGAAGCUCAUUCCCCCGCGUGGUGGUGGGCGCUGCCUGUGCUCCCGCCCCCGGGGUUCCGGGGCGGGCUGGUACCUCCCCUUAAAUAAAGCCGGGCUGGCGCAGCCGCUCCAGGAUGCUCCGCGCGUAGGGCUGUCCGAGUCCCGGUUCUCGCGUCCCCGGCCAGCUGGAGCCAUGGGAGCCCCGCGCCGACUGCUCGAGCUGUGUGUCCUGCUGAGUCUGUCGGGAGCUGGAGCCCAGGACAGCAUGGGCUGUGCCCCGUGGUGCCCUCCAAACUCCAAAUGUUUCAACAGCUCCGCCUGUCUCUGCAACCCUGGCUUCAAUCCACAUGAACCCAUCACCAGCUUCAUGGACGUUUGCGAUGACAUCAACGAGUGUGGACCUCCCACAAGUGUGUCUUGUGGGAGAUUUGCAGAUUGCGAGAACACAGAGGGGAGCUACUACUGUGUGUGCAGCCCGGGAUACGAGCUCAUUAACAAAGCAAAAAAUUUCAGCAACGCGGCGGAGAACACGUGUCGCGCAACGGCCUGGACGACGCCUGCCACUUCAGGCUCAGCCGUGCCUAGGAACCGCCCUGACCUCCCACUCAGCGUGGACCCAGGGACGCAGGCUGGACCCUCAGAAGGAAGGACAGAGGAUGUGAACGAAUGUACCAACGGACAGAACCCCUGCCACAACUCCACCCACUGCAUCAACAAUGCGGGUGGCUAUCAGUGCAAAUGCCGGCGUGGAUGGCAGCCAGCUCCUGGAUCCCCCAAUGGCCCUAACAACACUGUCUGUGAAGAGGUGGAUGAGUGCGCCACCAGGCAGCAUCAGUGCCACAACUCCACCAUCUGCGUCAACUCCGUGGGGUCAUACAGGUGCCGCUGCCGGCCAGGCUGGAAGCCGAUUCCUGGGUUCCGCAACGGCCCACAGAAUACCACCUGCAAAGCAGAGGUCCACUUCCCUGUCUGGACCCUGCCCCCUGGGAUCCACAGCAAGGUGAGCGGCCCAGCAGACCAGAAGAGUCUCUCACGCUUCUUCGUCGAAGUGCAGAAUCUGCGCCGAGACUUCCAGCCCCAAGAAGCUGAGCAGACCAUCAAGAAACUCGUUGAGGUCCUGGAUGGGCUGCUGGAAGCUCCUGGGGACAUAAAGGACCUGUCCCUGCGAGAGCAGCACCUCGUGGCCACCUGGCUGCUCUCGAAGCUGGAGGAUACCCUGAGGUCCCUGGCCCAGGCCCUGCCCGAGGGCAGCUUCACCUACUCACUCCCCUCCAGCACAGAGAUGUCCCUGAUGGUCAAGGAGAAUGGCAGCGGAAAUGUCACCGUGGGCCAGAGCCACGCACGGAUGCUGCUGGACUGGGCUGUGGUAACAGGAGCAGAGGACUCAAGCCCUGCCGUGGUGGGCAUCCUGUCCAUCCAGCACAUGGAGGAGUUGCUGGCCAACGCCUCGCUGGCCCUGGAGCCCGAGAAGCUAGCGCAACUGACAGAGGCCCACGAGAGACCCGUCCGCGGGGCACGGGCCACACUCCUCUCGGCCGUCAACUCUGUCUUUCUGAGCAACACCAACACGGACCAACUGGCCUCCCCUGUCACCUUUGCUUUCUCCCACCAUCAGCCGGAGGAACCUGGAACAGAGCUGAUCUGUGCCUUCUGGAAGAGCGACAGCAGCGGGAAUGGACACUGGGCCACCACAGGCUGCCGGAGGCUGGGCAGCGGGAAGAACAGCACCUCCUGCCAGUGUGAUCACCUGAGCAGCUUCGCUGUCCUCAUGGCCCACUACCAGGUGGAGGACUGGAAGCUGUCCCUGAUCACCAAGGUGGGGCUGUCGGUGUCGCUCAUCUGCCUGCUGUUGUGCAUCCUAACCUUCCUGCUGGUGCGGCCAAUCCAGAGCUCGCGCACCACAGUGCACCUACACCUCUGCAUCUGCCUUUUCCUGGGCUCCGCCAUCUUCCUGGCGGGCGUUGAGAACGUAGGCGGCCAGGUGGGGCUGCGCUGCCGCCUGGUGGCGGGGCUGCUGCACUACUUCUUCUUGGCUGCCUUCUGCUGGAUGAGUCUGGAGGGUGUGGAGCUCUACUUCCUCGUGGUCCGCGUGUUCCAGGGCCAGGGCCUGCCCACGCGCUGGCAGUGCCUGAUCGGUUAUGGCGUACCCUUGAUCGUCGUGGGCAUCUCAGCGGCAGCUAACGGCUCGGGCUACGGCCACACGGCCCACUGCUGGCUGGACCCGAAGCGGGGUUUCCUCUGGAGCUUCCUGGGACCGCUGACCUUCGUCAUCCUGUGCAACGCCGUCGUCUUUGUGGUCACUGUGUGGAAGCUCACGCAGAAGUUUUCCGAGAUCAACCCGGACAUGAAGAAACUGCGGAAAGCGAGGGUGGUGACCGUCACCGCAGUGGCGCAGCUCUUCGUGCUGGGCUGCACCUGGGGCUUCGGCCUGUUCCUCUUCAGCCCCGAGAGCUGGCACAGCACCGUGCUGGCCUACGUGUUCACAGUGCUCAACUGUCUGCAGGGCACCUUCCUGUUCGUGUUGCACUGUCUGCUCAACAAGAAGGUGAGGGAGGAAUACCUGAAGUGGGCCUGUGCAGUCACUGGGAACAAGUACUCAGAAUUCGCCUCCUCCACUGGCAGUAGCAGCCAGCAGACCCGGGCCCUCAGGCCUUCAGAGUCUGGGAUGUGAAGGCCAGGCUUCCUCCUGUGUGCCGACAACAUCCCGUUCCACCGCUGCAGUCCUGCGCCUCGGGCUGCAUGAAGUGCAGAGGGCACAGCAGCUGCUCCUGAACCCACAAACAAGGAGUGGCGAACGGACCCGCUCCUGGCUGCCUUUGCCACACCCCUGCUGUGACCCGACAUGCCAGGCCGCGCCAGGCAGGGCACAGGCUUGGGGCCCUGCCGCGACCUGCCCGUUUGCCCUCAGCUGUCUGCCAGACCAGAAAAGACCAGGGGCACAGGUUCAACUUCCCUAAGCUAGGACUGAUGUCACGGCCAGAGUGCUGGCCACGCCGAGGUUCACGGUACAGAGACCGCUGCCUGCAUGAGGGCAAGGCGGCCUCACGUUUUGAAAGUUGUUGAUGUUUUGUUUUGUUACCUGUGUAAACCUUUCAAUGUUGACAGUUAACAUUAAAUAUCACACUGAUACA
Molecule: messenger RNA, 3186 nt
Organism: Chinchilla lanigera (long-tailed chinchilla)
Lineage: Eukaryota; Metazoa; Chordata; Mammalia; Rodentia; Chinchillidae
Gene: Adgre5
Product: adhesion G protein-coupled receptor E5
Exons: 20
Coding region: 249-2726 (825 amino acids)
Biological process (GO): cell surface receptor signaling pathway; adenylate cyclase-activating G protein-coupled receptor signaling pathway
Cellular component (GO): membrane
Molecular function (GO): calcium ion binding; G protein-coupled receptor activity
Source: RefSeq, a predicted model, not a curated record